This is a messenger RNA of Sinocyclocheilus anshuiensis, 4501 nucleotides long. Its product is annotated as multiple epidermal growth factor-like domains protein 6. NCBI's taxonomy places the organism in Eukaryota, Metazoa, Chordata, Actinopteri, Cypriniformes, Cyprinidae. The coding region runs from base 278 to 4501 and encodes 1407 amino acids. Gene Ontology annotation, molecular function: calcium ion binding; scavenger receptor activity; protein binding. The transcript has 35 exons. The record is from RefSeq and is a predicted model, not a curated record. Gene Ontology annotation, biological process: heterophilic cell-cell adhesion.
UGUUCAAUGUUUGCUACAGCUCAAACGCUGUUGUUUUAUUACUAAACUCAUUGCAAAAGCAAUUGUAACCCAAAUCGAUUUACCUCUAACGACUACGUUAUGUUUAAAUAUCUGGGUUUUGACAGUAUUUUAGCAUGUUCACUGAACACGUUUGCAGUGCAAUGCAACUGAGAAAAAACAGAAUUAAUUAAAAUAUUUUUAGGGCCAAGGAAACGCUGCUCAUCAUUAACCCAUAGAGAUCCGUUCAUCGUGCUGUCAUCAAGCUCUGCAGCCUUUUAUGCCGAAUGUCUGCUCAGAAAAAGAGAGAAUCAUCACAGCUGAGAAAAAGCCAUGUGUACAGGCUUUUACACGUAUGGUGAAGGUUUGGAGGCAAGGAUGCACAGGUCAUGCUUGGUGUAUGGACUAUGAAAGGAGGACUGCCUACUACAUAAGCUACAGGCAGGUCUACAGACAAGAUUUUAAGACUACAUACAAAUGCUGUCGUGGAUGGUCCCAGUUCAAUGCAGAGGCAGGCUGCCUCUAUCAUAUUGAUGAGUGCCAGGUUCACAACGGGGGCUGCCAGCAUAGGUGUGUGAACACCAGAGGCUCGGUCUACUGCGAGUGCAACCCGGGGUUUCGUCUGCACAUUGACGGCCGCACCUGCAUAGCUGUCCUAUCCUGUGCAGUGAAUAAUGGAGGCUGUGAGCAUGAAUGUGUCCAACUUUCUCCAGUUCACUUCCAGUGCCGCUGCAGACGUGGGUCCCAGCUCACAGCUGAUAGAAAGCGCUGCAGACUGAGGAACCCAUGUGCGGAGAGGAAUGGCGGCUGCGUGCACUUAUGUCGCAGUGAUGGCGGUCAUGCUGUGUGCAGCUGUCACCAAGGCUUCAUGCUGGCCCCGGACCAGAAGAACUGUGAAGAUGUCGAUGAGUGUGAAACAGGAUUGGCAGCGUGUGCUCACAGUUGCCGGAACACUCCGGGCUCCUUCUCAUGCAUCUGCAAUCCAGGAUACGAGCUGGGCUCUGAUGGCAGGAAAUGCUACCGUAUUGAAAUAGAGAUCGUUAAUAGUUGUGACUCAGAUAACGGUGGCUGUUCACACCACUGUCAGCAUGACACACUUGGACCCGUCUGCAGCUGUAACCAGGGUUAUCAGCUUGUGGAGGACCGCAAAACCUGUUUGGAUCUGGAAGAAUGUGAGGAGGGAACUUCAUGCUGUGAGCAGGACUGCACAAACUACCCCGGAGGUUAUGAGUGCUACUGCAGGGCAGGAUACAGACUCAACGCUGAUGGAUGUGGAUGUGACGAUGUGGAUGAGUGUCUGUCUGAUAAUGGGGGCUGUGAGCACACGUGUCAGAACACAGCUGGCUCCUAUCACUGCUUCUGUGAGUUUGGAAACCGGCUUGCUGAAGACAGACACUCCUGUAUUCCCCUGGAGAGAGCGGUUGAGGAAUUGUCCAGUCCAGCGGUGGUUGAGAGACCUCUCCUUCAUCUCACGCUCCUACAGGACUACCCACAACCCCUGGAGCUCUAUCACGACUACGAGGACGAUGAUGGCUUUGGAGAGCUGCGGGCAGAUAGCACCCUCUCUGAGAAAUUUGUGUGUUUGAAUGGGACGUUUGGCCAUGACUGCAGCCUGACAUGUGAAGACUGCUCUAACGGAGGACUGUGUAACAUUGACAGAGAUGGUUGUGACUGCCCAGAUGGUUGGACAGCAAUCAUUUGUAACCAAACCUGUCCAGAGGGAACAUUUGGCAGAAACUGUUCAUUCACCUGUAAGUGCAAAAACGGUGGCACCUGUGACCCGAUUAGUGGGAAGUGCCGCUGCCCACCUGGAGUCAGUGGAGACCUGUGCCAGGACGGCUGUCCGAAGAGACUAUAUGGAAAGCACUGCAACAAGAAAUGUAACUGUGCUAAUAACGGCCGCUGCCAUCGCACAUAUGGAGCUUGUCUGUGUGAUCCAGGACUCUAUGGCAGGUUUUGUCACCUACCUUGCCCCAAGUGGUCGUAUGGAUCUGGCUGCUCAUCGGAGUGUCAGUGUGUGCAGCAGAACACGCUUGAGUGCCAUCGACGUCAUGGAACAUGUGUGUGCAAGCCUGGCUAUCAGGGCAAGACCUGCAACCUGGAGUGUGAUAGUGGAUACUACGGUCCAGGAUGUAAAUCAAAAUGCCAGUGUCCAGCGGGAGUGUCUUGCCAUCACAUGACCGGCCAAUGUCAGCGUCAGUGCCCAGCCGGUCUGCACGGGGAUCACUGCGACCGAAAGUGUGCUGUGGGACAGUUUGGAGUUAGAUGUUCACAGUCUUGUGACUGUAAUGGAGCUCCAUGUGACUCAGUGACUGGGAAGUGCCACUGUCCCGCUGGGCAGACAGGAGAACACUGUGAGAAAGAGUGUGAAGAGGGCCGCUGGGGGCUGGGAUGUGCAGAGCUAUGCCCUUCCUGUGAUAAUGGUGGAUUGUGUGAUCAGCAAAACGGCACCUGUAUUUGUCCACCGGGAUACAUGGGAAAUCUCUGUCAGAAUGUCUGCCCAUUUGGACACUUUGGCCUCAGCUGCCAGUUGCGCUGCACCUGUGAAAACAGCGGGCAUUGCCACCAUGUGACAGGUUUCUGUGUUUGUAAAGACGGCUGGACAGGACCCAACUGUGCGAAAGCUUGUGAGGCGGGACGCUGGGGGCCGAACUGCGCCAACCAGUGUGACUGCAGGAGCAGCGUGGGCAGCUGUGACCCUGUGACUGGGCAGUGCCACUGUGAAGCAGGCUACACGGGACCACGCUGUGAUCAAAAAUGUCCAGAGGGUUUCUUUGGCCAGGGCUGCCGUCACAGAUGCCACUGUGAGAAUGAAGCAGCGUGCGAGCAUGUGAGCGGUGCCUGUACUUGUUUACCAGGCUGGACUGGAACGUACUGUGAAAAAUCCUGUCCUGAGGGUUUUCAUGGUUUCGAAUGCCAGCAGAAGUGCCAGUGCUUGAAUGGUGGUCGUUGUCACCCCGUGACUGGAGACUGUCAGUGUCCAUCUGGUUGGGUCGGGCCUCUUUGCAACACCACAUGUGAAGCUGGCACCUAUGGCCCUGGCUGCAGUCAAACCUGUAACUGCCACAAUAAUGCCACAUGUGACCCUGCUGAAGGAAAAUGUGAGUGUGGAGCAGGAUGGACGGGGAGCAGCUGUGAACAAGAGUGCCCAUCUGGUUUCUAUGGUGUGGGCUGCCACCUGCACUGCUUGUGCCAGAACGGAGGGUCAUGUGACCGAAUCAGCGGGCACUGCACAUGUCUAAGUGGAUGGACUGGAGUGGCAUGUGAACUGGAAUGUGCUCUGGGAGACUUUGGCAUGGACUGUCAACACAAGUGUGAGUGUGAGAAUGGCGGCGUGUGUGAUCGACAGAAUGGCAGGUGCUCCUGUCCCGCAGGCUGGAUGGGCUCAAGCUGUGAGAUGGCGUGUACUCAAGGUUCAUAUGGUCCAGGCUGUAAGCAGCAGUGCAGGUGCGAUCAUGAGGCCCCAUGUCACCACAUCACUGGCACUUGCAUCUGUCCUGCAGGCUGGAGAGGGUUGCACUGCGAGAAAAUUUGUUUACCUGGUUCAUAUGGGAAGCGAUGCGCUCAGGGAUGCCACUGUCCUCGUGGCACUUCCUGUAACCAUGUGACCGGGGAGUGUGGCUGCCCACCUGGAUUUACUGGUAACGGCUGCGAGCGAAUGUGUCAGUCAGGUACGUUCGGACUGAACUGUAAUCAGGUGUGCCAGUGCUCCGAGGUUAAUCAGCUCUGUCACCCCGUCACUGGUGUCUGCUACUGUGCUCCAGGAUAUCAAGGCAGCAAGUGUGAUACAGCGUGUGCGGCAGGCCAUUAUGGUCCCAACUGCGAGCAGGAGUGCCAGUGUCUGAAUAACGGAGUGUGCAAGACCAGCACUGGCACCUGCACCUGCCCCCCGGGAUACAUUGGACCGAACUGCAAUAUCACCUGUCCAUCAGGGCGUUAUGGGCAGGACUGUGCACGAGUGGCUUUGUGUGGUGAAGGGGCCCGGAGCGAUCCGGUCACAGGCAGAUGCGUGUGCAAAGCGGGCCAGCGAGGGGAAGACUGUGGCAAAGGUUGUCCUAAGGGCUGGUUUGGGGAGGACUGUGCUCAGCGCUGUAACUGCAGUAAUGGAGGACUGUGUGACGCGGUCACAGGAAACUGCACCUGUGGACUGGGCUGGACAGGAGACAGCUGUGAUAGAGAGUGUCCCAGAGGCCAAUAUGGGGUUAACUGCAGGGAAAUAUGUUAUUGUAAAAAUAACGGCACCUGUGACAGAGUGACGGGCGAGUGUCACUGUCCUCCUGGGUACUACGGACAUCUCUGUGAACAUGCAUGCCCUGUUGGUUUCCAUGGACAUCGCUGCCAGCUUUUGUGUGACUGCCAUGCCAAUGCACCUUGUGACCCUGGAACCGGCCGCUGUCUCUGUCCUCCAGGAUAUCAAGGACUUCGCUGUGAUAGAGGAAAAGUGGACAACAUGAAGUCCAACAUGAAGGAGAAGACUAUUCAUAUUGAAGUUCCUCCUGAAUGA